Molecule: messenger RNA, 2295 nt
Organism: Pisolithus orientalis
Lineage: Eukaryota; Fungi; Basidiomycota; Agaricomycetes; Boletales; Pisolithaceae
Exons: 10
Coding region: 1-2295 (764 amino acids)
Biological process (GO): COPII-coated vesicle budding; intracellular protein transport; endoplasmic reticulum to Golgi vesicle-mediated transport
Cellular component (GO): endoplasmic reticulum exit site; COPII vesicle coat
Molecular function (GO): GTPase activator activity; zinc ion binding
Source: RefSeq, a predicted model, not a curated record
AUGCUUAACUUUGAAGACGUAGAGGACCGGGAUGGCGUCCGUCUGUCGUGGAACGUAUGGCCAUCUUCCCGAAUCGAAGCAACGAGGACAGUCGUUCCGAUAUCAGCCCUAUACACACCACUUAAACAACGAGAGGACUUGCCACCAGUGUUGUACGAGCCAGUGACGUGCAAGCCGCCGUGUCGGGCCAUUCUCAACCCUUACUGUCAAAUCGAUAUAAGAGGAAAACUGUGGAUUUGUCCCUUCUGCUUGUCCCGGAAUGCUUUCCCCCCACACUACAAAGAUAUCUCCAACACUAACUUGCCUGCUGAGUUGCUUCCCAAAUACACCACCAUCGAAUACACUCUUUCGCGUCCUGCCCAGGUGCCCCCGAUCUUCCUCCUCGUGGUCGAUACUUGCUUGGAUGAGGAAGACCUCAAGGCGCUUCGCAAGGCCAUUACUGUCAGUCUCAGUCAUAUCCCACCGUACGCCCUCGUUGGGCUUAUCACUUUUGGUACCAUGACUCAAGUCCACGAACUCGGUUAUGCCGAAUGCAGUAAAUCAUAUGUCUUCCGUGGUGGCAAGGAAUAUGCUCCAAAACAAAUCCAGGACAUGCUUGGCUUGAGCACACCUGCUCGUGCUGCCCCUCGUCCUGGUCAACCCAUGCCCCAGCAAGCAUUUGGCGCCGCCCGAUUUUUACUUCCGUUGCAACAGGUGGAGUUCCAGCUCACCGGAGUACUCGAGUCCCUCCAACGUGAUCCUUGGCCCGUCGCAAAUGACAAGCGUCCAGUGCGGUGUACCGGCGUUGCUUUGAGUGUUGCGGUCGGAUUGCUGGAGACGACAUAUCCCAAUACGGGCGCUCGCAUCAUGCUGUUUGCUGGUGGUCCGGCUACCGAGGGUCCAGGGAUGGUGGUGAGCAACGAGUUGAAAGAGCCUAUUCGCUCCCACCACGACAUCGAACGUGACAGCGUCAAACACUACAAGCGUGCUGUGAAGUUCUAUGAAGGCCUCGCGAAACGGGCCUCUAAUAACGGACAUGUAGUCGACCUCUUUGCCGGCUGCUUGGAUCAAGUGGGAUUACUGGAGAUGAAAUCCCUACCAAACUCCACAAACGGCGUUAUCGUCUUAUCCGAUUCCUUCGCGACGUCCAUCUUCCAGCAAAGUUUCCUUCGUAUUUUUAACAAGGAUGACCAGGACUUUUUGGAAAUGGGCUUCAAUGCUACGUUUGACGUACAGACAACCAAGGAGCUGAGAGUCUCUGGACUUAUUGGGCAUGCUAUCUCCGCUGGAAAGAAGUCUGCUUGUGUUGGAGAGACCGAAAUUGGUAUCGGGCAAACCUCUGCAUGGAGGCUGAAUUCUAUCACUCCGCGAACAUCGGCAGCUGUGUACUUCGAAGUGGUUACUCCGGCCGGGCAAGCUCUUCAGCCGGGCUCCCGGGGUUUGAUUCAGUUCGUAACGCACUAUCAGCAUUCUUCCGGACAGCAGCGCCUGCGGGUCACGACUAUUGCGCGGAACUUUGCGGAGGCAGGGUCUCCGAGCAUUGCAGCUUCGUUCGAUCAGGAAGCCGCGGCUGUCUUGAUGGCAAGAAUAGCAGUGUUUAAGGCUGAGAUCGAUGAUUCUCCCGAUGUACUGCGUUGGUUGGAUCGCAUGUUGAUCCGGCUUUGCCAGAAGUUCGCUGAUUACCGAAAGGAAGACCCGGCAAGCUUUAGACUGUCGGAUAACUUUAGCAUUUACCCGCAGUUCAUGUUCCAUCUUCGGAGGAGUCAGUUUUUGCAGGUGUUCAACAACAGCCCGGACGAGACAGCUUUCUAUAGACAUAUCCUUAAUGAAGAAGACGUGAACAACUCACUGAUUAUGAUUCAGCCUACCCUUAUGUCAUAUACUUUCGACGUUCCACCGCAGCCGGUGUUACUCGAUAGCGUUUCCAUCAAGCCGGACGUCAUCCUUCUCUUGGAUACGUUUUUCCAUAUCCUUAUUUUCCACGGAGAAACGAUUGCCCAGUGGAGGAAAUCAGGAUACCAAGAUCAAGAGGGCUACGAGAAUUUCAAGGAACUCCUAGAAGCACCUGUUACUGAUGCACAGGAUCUCCUCGUUGAUCGCUUCCCGAUCCCGCGGUACAUCGUCUGUGAUCAGGGUGGCAGUCAGGCUCGUUUCCUCUUGUCGAAGCUUAACCCUUCUACCACGCAUAUGACGACGUCGAUGUAUGGCACAGCGGCAGGCACUGGCACUGGCCCUGCGAUCUUCACAGACGAUGUCAGCCUGCAAGUAUUCAUGGAACACCUCAAACGUCUCGCCGUGGGGGCACAGACGAACUGA